Molecule: messenger RNA, 1998 nt
Organism: Clonostachys rhizophaga
Lineage: Eukaryota; Fungi; Ascomycota; Sordariomycetes; Hypocreales; Bionectriaceae
Source: the annotation of a GenBank genome assembly
AUGACGACACCCAUUAACGGAAGCCAUGCCAUGGGCCAGCCACAACGCAAGAACACGAACCCCUAUGAUCAUAUGGCUGGCCAAGGCGUUCCAGCCCGACCAGCGACAGCUGCUGGUAGCAGACCACAACGAUCAUUCACUGGGGGUUCUAGGGAACAGCAUGAUGCCUUCCCAAGUCGCUUCGACGAUGGCCAUGGCUACGGACAACAGUCCAACGGACAAGGUCCAAACUUCAACCAAGGCCACGGUCAAGGAUCCGGUCCAUACUCCGGGCAUGAUCGCACAAGCCUCCCUGAUUUCGAUGCAAUUCCACAGAACGCCCGAGGAUCAUUUGACGACUUUAUCCAAUCAAGCCCGGAGCAACGUCAACCUGGUGCUCACCAAACAGCUCAAUUGAGUCAUGCCAAGUCCCAGCCUGAUUUACGCCAGCCUCAAGCUGCUGUCUUCGAGAUGGCCCCUGAUGCUCCCUCUGUGCCACCCAUGCCCAGUAUGAACAACUUCCCACCACGAAAGGACUCGAGUUACAGUGAGCCAAGGAACUACAACCAUCCUCCUCGGGGGGCAUCCCGAACUCCAGCUCCCGGUCAGGCAAACGCUCCCUCGUUGAUGCGACCAGGAGGUCCUAUGCCACCAGUUCCGCCGGCCGCCAGCACAAACCCGGACGCGCUUCCUUCACACCCGACUCCAGUACGCGCUGGACUGAUGGAAAAUUCUAUGGUCAAUAUGAACAACAGACCACCUCCUGUACGCAACUACGGCGGCGUCCAACAACCGCAGCCACCGAAGCAAAACCACCAUCCAGCACCUCAACGACAACAAGGCCCACCGGCUCCCAAGAGAGCUUCACUAACAAAGCCACAAGAUCCUCCUGUGACUCCGCAAGAGCUCGAACACCUUCGAAUGGUAAUCAAGAACAACUCGAAUGAUCAGGCGUCAGCCUUGCGUCUAGCCAAAAGGCUUAUUGAAGCCUCUGAUGUUCUUGUUGCAUCCAUGCCCGAUCCCAAAGCCAGGGGGAAAGCUCGAGAAAGGUAUAUCAUGGACGCACACAAAAUAUUGAAGAAGUUGUGCAAUGCCGGGAACACUGACGCUAUGUUCGUAAUGGCCGACGGUCUUGGGCGCGGACUCUUCGGUGGCGGCGAUCACGACACUAAGGAAGCCUUUACAUUGUAUCAGUCGGCGGCCAAGGCUGGCCAUGCCGCCGCCGCUUAUCGAACAGCGGUAUGUUGCGAGAUUGGCAGCGAGGAAGGUGGCGGAACUCGGAAGGACCCGAUGAAAGCAAUCCAAUGGUACAAGCGUGCUGCAGCUCUGGGCGACACGCCUGCAAUGUACAAGAUUGGUAUGAUUCUGCUGAAAGGGUUGUUGGGCCAGCAACGAAAUCCGCGGGAGGCUGUAGGAUGGCUGAAGAGGGCGGCUGAGAGGGCUGAUGCGGAAAACCCGCAUGCUCUUCACGAGCUGGGCCUGCUCUUUGAAUCGGCUCAACCCAACGACGCCAUCAUUCGAGAUGAGCCUUAUGCCCUUAGCCUCUUCCAGCAAGCCGCAGAUCUGGGAUACAAGUUUUCACAAUUCCGGCUUGGCUGUGCGUUCGAAUAUGGUCUCAUGGGUUGCAGGAUCGACCCUAGACUGUCGAUCAUGUGGUACUCGAAGGCCGCGCAACAGGGCGAGCACCAAGCCGAGCUGGCACUGAGCGGCUGGUAUCUCACGGGCAGCGAGGGCGUUCUAGGACAAAGCGACACGGAGGCAUACCUAUGGGCCCGGAAAGCCGCCAUAGCGGGACUGGCCAAGGCCGAGUAUGCUAUGGGCUAUUUCACCGAGGUCGGCAUCGGAAUCGCCGCCAAUCUGGAGGAUGCCAAACGAUGGUAUUGGCGUGCUGCCGCCCAAGACUUUCCAAAAGCCCGUGAACGAUUGGAAGAACUCAAACGAGCUGGAAGAAACGCUCCCCGUCAGCGGGAGCGCAUUUCACGAACCAAUCAACAGGAGGGCGAGUGUAGUGUGAUGUAA